Molecule: messenger RNA, 3315 nt
Organism: Penicillium soppii
Lineage: Eukaryota; Fungi; Ascomycota; Eurotiomycetes; Eurotiales; Aspergillaceae
Product: DNA-directed DNA polymerase delta POL3
Exons: 3
Biological process (GO): base-excision repair, gap-filling; nucleotide-excision repair, DNA gap filling; DNA replication proofreading
Cellular component (GO): delta DNA polymerase complex
Molecular function (GO): DNA binding; nucleotide binding; DNA-directed DNA polymerase activity
Source: RefSeq, a predicted model, not a curated record
UUUGCGGUCAUGCCUGAAGCCAUAAUGCCUCCCCACAAGCGGGUGCUCGGCGACGCGGUCAAUAAUACCGGCCUCACAAAAUCCCCUAGUGUGCUCAAGAAACGCAAGCUCGACAAUGAGGCCUCAGUAUCAUUUGCGCCAUCAUCGCAGACUGCUCGACGAAAGAUCGGCUCAACCCAACCACAAAAAAGUCAAUUCGAGGAGGAAGUGCUGGAAAAGCUAACCCAGGAUAUUGGUGAUUUGAAAGGGAACAACUCGGAGAAGGAUCAACAAUGGGAGCGUCCUCCAGUUGUAGGCUUUGAUGAAACAAAAGACAACCUUUGUUUCCAGCAGAUCGACGCGGAAGAAGCGAUGUUGUUGGGAAAGCCUGCCAUUCGGCUGUUCGGCGUCACUGAGGCUGGACAAUCUGUUUGUCUCCAUGUAACCGGCUUCGAGCAUUACCUUUACAUCGCCGCCCCCGUUAAUUUCACGAAAGCGGAUUGCGAACCUUACAAACAUUUCCUCGAGCAAAAACUAGGCCAAAGCUUCACUGCAAUUUCGUCUGUGCAGCUCACAAUGCGCGAGAAUAUUUACGGAUUCCAAGGAAACCAAAAGAGCUACUACAUCAAGAUUACCGUCACUGAGCCCAAACUAGCUGCUCGAUUGCGAAGUGCGCUAGAGAGUGGCAGUGGCAGCAUGAAUUACAAGGGCAUGUGGAGUGGUGCAGAUGGUAUCCUAACAUUUGACAAUAUCCAAUACCUUUUGCGUUUUAUGAUUGACACCGGGUUGGCUGGUAUGGCCUGGGUCGAGGCUCUGGCUGGCAAAUAUCGCCUUGUUACCCAGCAAUUAUCGAAUUGUCAACUCGAAGCCGCUGUUGAUUAUCGUGAUAUGAUCGCUCAUCCACCCAACGGUGAGUGGGCGAAAAUGGCACCUCUGCGCGUUCUCUCUUUCGAUAUUGAGUGUGCCGGCCGGAAGGGUAUCUUCCCGGAACCGAACAUGGACCCCGUUAUUCAAAUCGCCAACGUUGUUACUCGAUACGGAGAGUCGAAACCAUUUAUCAGAAAUGUCUUUGUUCUUGAUACCUGUAGUCUGAUUGUCAAUACUCAAAUUUUGGAAUUCCAAAAGGAAGAGAAGAUGCUCGACGCCUGGCGUGAUUUUGUGGAAAAGGUGGACCCCGAUGUAAUCAUCGGAUACAACAUUGCCAACUUCGAUUUCCCCUAUCUGCUUGACCGCGCCAAGCAUUUGAAGUGCCUUAAUUUCCCAUAUUGGACUCGGUUGAAGGGUUGCAGGACCGAGGCCAAGGAUGCGAACUUUUCGAGUAAGCAGAUGGGAAAUCGUGACACAAAGGCAACCAAUACGAAUGGUAGAAUUCAACUUGAUCUUCUUCAGUUGGUUCAAAGGGAUCACCAACUGAGAAGUUAUACGCUUAACUCCGUGUCAUACGAGUUUUUGAAAGAGCAAAAGGAAGAUGUCCACCACACGAUGAUUACUGAACUUUUCAACGGCACCCCUGAUUCAAGACGACGACUGGCAGUGUAUUGUUUGAAGGAUGCAUAUCUACCACAGCGAUUGAUGGACAAGCUAAUGUGUCUCGUCAACUAUACUGAGAUGGCAAGGGUCACGGGUGUGCCUUUCAAUUUCCUUCUGUCUCGAGGACAGCAAGUCAAAUUCAUCAGUCAACUGUUCCGGAAAGCGUUGGAGCAGCAACUUGUCAUCCCUAACUCCAAGCCUCAGGAUGAGCAGGACUAUGAAGGUGCAACUGUCAUCGAGCCUGAGCGAGGAUACUAUGGCGUGCCCGUCGCAACCCUUGAUUUCGCAUCACUGUAUCCGUCUAUCAUUCAAGCACAUAACCUUUGUUACACGACCUUACUCAACAAGACCAGUGUUGAUAAGCUAGGCCUCAAGAAAGAUGAAGAUUACAUAGUGACGCCGAACGGAGACAUGUUCUGCACAACCAAAGUUCGCAAGGGACUUUUGUCCCAGAUUCUUGAAGAGUUGCUGUCAGCAAGAAAGCGCGCCAAGAAAGAGCUAGCCACGGAAACCGAUGGCUUCAAAAAGGCCGUGCUAAACGGUCGUCAGCUUGCCUUGAAGAUCAGCGCAAACAGUGUUUACGGUCUUACCGGAGCCACAGUCGGUAAAUUGCCUUGUCUUCCCAUUGCCAGUUCUACAACCGCCUAUGGUCGUCAGAUGAUUGAGAAGACGAAACAAGAGGUGGAAGCACGCUAUACAAUUGCCAAUGGCUAUUCCCACGAUGCACGUGUCAUCUACGGUGAUACCGAUUCAGUCAUGGUAAAAUUCGGUGUCACUGAGCUGGCAGAUGCGAUGAAGCUUGGACAGGAAGCAGCAGAGUACGUCUCUUCGAAAUUCAUCAAGCCGAUCAAGCUCGAGUUUGAGAAAGUGUACUUCCCCUAUCUUCUCAUCAACAAGAAGCGAUACGCUGGACUUUACUGGACAAAUCCCGAAAAGCAUGAUAAGAUGGAUACCAAGGGUAUCGAGACAGUCCGCCGUGACAACUGCUUAAUGGUUCAAAACGUCAUUGAAACUGUGUUGAACAAGAUCUUGAUUGAUCGUGAUCUUGAUGGUGCUCAGGAUUACGUUAAGGCGACUAUUUCCGAUCUUCUUCAGAACAAGAUUGAUAUGUCGAAACUAGUCAUCACCAAGGCAUUGUCGAAGCGCAAAGAAGACUAUGCAGGCAAGCAGGCUCACGUCGAACUUGCCGAACGCAUGCACAAACGUGACGCGGGUUCAGCACCAACACUUGGUGACCGUGUGGCAUAUGUCAUGAUCAAGGGUUCCAAUGACUCCAAGGGUUAUGAACGAGCAGAAGACCCCAUCUUUGUCCUGGAGAACAAUAUUCCCAUUGACACCAAAUACUACCUCGACAAUCAACUGGCGAACCCGCUCGGCCGUAUCUUCGAGCCCAUUUUGGGGGAGAAGAAGGCAGGCCAGCUGCUCACCGGAGAGCACACACGAUCUAUCUCCAAGGCUGCCUCGAGCCUGGGUGGUCUAAUGAAAUUCACCAAAAAGACUCAGACCUGCAUGGGAUGCAAGAAGCCACUGUCAAGCAAGGACGAGAUGGAUGGUGCAGUUUGCGCAAACUGUCGCCCCCGUCUGGGUGAACUUUACACAAAGACCUUGACCAAGGUUUCUGACCUGGAAGUCCGGUUUGGACGCCUCUGGACUCAGUGUCAACGGUGCCAAGGCAGUCUUCAUUGUGAGGUUAUCUGCUCGUCCCGUGACUGUCCGAUCUUUUACAUGCGCAUGAAAGCAAAGAAAGAUGUUGAAGAUUCACAGAAGGAUCUGUCUCGGUUUGAUUUUGAUGCUGGUGCUUGGUGA